CUCACUGCGUGCGUUUUCGGCGAGGUGGGGGAUUGAGGAUCAGUCACUGAGUAUAGUAUACUAUGAACCUCACUCCUCUCUGCAAACAAUGUGCAGCACGCUAUCGUGCGGUACACGUCUCGAUAUCUUUAUCAUUGUUAAUAUCAUUAUUUUUCAUUAGUUGUUGAUGUUAGCAAAACAGUGCUUGCUGAAUGUUUUACCACUUUCAAUUAGCCGAGACUAAGUCGUAGUGAGUAAUAAUUCUGUCUAAAUUGAAAAUAAAUUUGUUGCUAUCUGAAUGCGAAUGGGGUGUUGAUGAAAGGUGAUAGUGAAGGUGUCGGUUGUUGGGCAUGGAUUCGAGGGGACCGGCCUCCGAAGAGGCACCUCGUGGCGUCGCGACUUCCUCGCCGGUGCCAUCAACUCAGAAGAACGUCACUGUGUCCAACACAACCCCGAUUGUUACGACACCGACGACCGUGCAAAGCGUUGUUUUGAUUUCCAGUCCACCACCAACCGCACCCUCACAAACUGGAUCUGGACUUCCAAGUGCCCGAAUUCUCAGUAGAAACAUCAACGGCACAUUGGUUCAAACUUCAGUACCUCAAAAUGAAGCUGAAUUGCAACUUUAUAGAGUAAUGCAGAGAGCUUCUCUCCUUGGAUAUUAUGACACGCUUCUUGAAAUGGGUGGCGAUGAUGUUCAGCAAUUAUGCGACGCUGGAGAAGAAGAGUUUUUGGAGAUAAUGGCACUUGUCGGAAUGGCUAGUAAACCGCUUCACGUGAGACGUCUUCAAAAGGCUCUUCAAGAAUGGCUUACGAAUCCUUCCCUUUUUCAAACACCAGUAGUUCCAACGUCUACAGGAAAUUUGAAAACUUGUUCAGCAACAGGAUUCUCCUGCAUCAGUCCAAGGCUUCAGCAGGCGAAUCCGACAGCAACAAUUUUGACAACAAACUCACAGUCAAUGACGUCAGCUUCCACUCCAUUCGUGGCGUCGCACUUGUCCAUCGCGUCCUUGCCUUCCAGAAGCGUCAGUCCAGUCGUGCCUGCGACACUGACCCCCGCCGCCUCCUCGACGUUCAGACUCAGUCCCAGUCCGAACGCUCCGUCGUACCCAGCAGCUCACAGUCCAGGUAUUCUGCAGGUCGGCGCAUGCGAGUCGUCGUGCGGAAGUGGAACCACGCCGAGUCCCAGUGCGAUUGCGCCGGCCAGUCCGCCGCAGACGACGCCGACCCUGCUUCCCUCGCAGGUAGAGAAGCUCGCCGACGCCGCAGAGAGACUGGCGACUUCGCUCAGGCCGCUAGACCCGAAGCCACACAAUGUGAAGAAGAAGAUAUGCAAAAAUCUCGAGAUAGUGAUGGCCAUGUCGGACACCGAUCCCCGCAGAAUGGAAGAAAUUAGGAAAUACGCAGCAAUAUAUGGAAGAUUCGAUUGCAAAAGAAAACCAGAGAAACCACUCACUCUGCAUGAAGUUUCAGUGAAUGAAGCAGCUGCUCAGAUUUGCAGUUUCGUUCCUGCCUUGUUGACAAGAAGAGAUGAACUUUUCCCCCUUGCAAGGCGAGUUGUCAGAGACUCUGGAUAUCACUAUUCUAAAAAUCAGUAUUUGUCUUUAUCCAGGCCGCACGAAAACGGCGAUGAGAGCGACGCGGAAAGAUUGAAACGCCAAAAACUGGAGCUAGAAAGUGUAGAGGGUGAAGACUCGACACAGGUGGAAUUAGAUCUCCGCUGUUCAAGUUUAGAAAUUAAUAAUUCUACCAGAAGAAGGCAAAAGUCAACAAGUCCAGUUUGGGAAGAUAAGGGUGAUAAUGGUUUGUUCAGUUCUAAUGUUGAAGAAAUAAGCGACUCCGAUAGUCAAUUUUCCUUUUCAAAUGGAGAAUCCCUGCAGGACGCUAAUGAUGUUGAAGGGGAAAAAACUGAUAAAGAAAAUGAAAAUGAUUUCAAUCUUAAGGUAAUAGCGUCGCGUGGAGAUAAUAUAAUUGCAGUAGCUAAUCCAGCACUAAUGAAUUGCAAUCGCUCAAUAAAGGAAGAGCCAGUUGAUGAAAAGUCAGUUUUAUGAUUCAUUCCUACCGCAAAAUUCAACUAUUAUAUAAAAUUUUCGAAAUUCUGAGCACACAAAUUGUCAAUGUGUUUUACACGGGCAGUCAUCGAUUGCGUCCCGUGAGGGGAAAUAACCUUCAUUAUCUUCAUUUUGUACUUUAAAGAUUUAUUAGUUGUAAAGUUAGAAAAAGAAACUGCAAGUUUCCAACUGCUCUGUGUUAAGAGUUAGUAAUUAACAACAAUUAUUUGUUAUUUAAUUAAUUAAUUAUUAAAAAAAAAUUGACCGACUAAUUUUUUCUCGUGUUUUAUUCUUUAGCAAGUUGAAAAAAAUUAUUUCUGACAUAAAUAUUAUUUUUUUCAAGAAAAAAUGUUUCUCACAAGCGGUGAAAAAUUCCAUUAGUUAGUAUAUAAGGACGGAGACUCCUAUAGCUUUCGGUUGUUGUCGGGAUGUCCCAGUCUCGCUUUGCGGACUGUGGACACAACCAGCAGAAACAAAUUAUACUACAAAUGGUUUUUGAACAAAGUAGUAGUUUUCUGCUUAUACGCAAAGAAAUGUGUGUGUAUUUUGAACGCCAUCCCGACAAAAAAUGUACCUAAUCCAACCUAAUCCAUUUGCCUUCUGCAGUUUAACUGCGAUAUGUGCCUAUGUCAUUGAUUUCAUGUCAAUAUGAUAUACCACGGAAGUAUGAACUGACCACAAGUAUUCAUGCAUCUGAGGAAUGGAUUGUUGUUUGAGGUACUUGAAAAUAUAGCUUUCUUCUUUAUCCGAAUGAAAGUUGUAGGCAGUUUUAUGCGACAACUCGAUUCUCACUUCCCCUCACGGGACGGAAUCGAUGAUCGUCCGUUUUACACAAAGUACAUGGGUCAUAUAUUUAUGACAUAUAACAGUUAUUUUUUAUACUGUAUAAUGGAGAAAAAUGGAUACUCAAAUUUAUUAUCAAAUAAAUAUAUAAAAUAUUAUUUUCCUGAAAUAAUAUAUAAAAAAUUAUAGUAUUAUAUGUGCGUUAAUAAAUUUAAAACUCAUUAAAAAUGAUGUAAAAAUUAAUAUUUUCGAUUCUCUUAUAUUAAUGUUUCUAUGUAGAAACAAAUAAUAUGGUUACAAAAAUGUCUAUAUAAUGACCUUUCUUUCUAGUCACGAAAUGUAUUAUUAUUUUAUUAUUAUAUUUUAAGUAAAUUUUAAAACUUGUUAAAUUGUUGACUAUAUGUAUGAGUGAAUUUGAAUUUUUAUUUUUUACACGAAUAAAACGGGGAUUUAAUUUUUAAGAUUAUAAAAACGCUCUACAUUCAUAUAGAUUAUGUCAUAAAGUCUUAAAUAUUGACAAGUAAUAUCCAUUUUUCUCAAUUGUUUUUCAAUUGUUUUUAAAUUUUUGUAUGCGUGAAAGA
This is a messenger RNA of Leptopilina heterotoma, 3394 nucleotides long. It is a transcript of the gene nab, whose product is annotated as NGFI-A-binding protein homolog. Lineage: Eukaryota; Metazoa; Arthropoda; Insecta; Hymenoptera; Figitidae. Gene Ontology annotation, biological process: negative regulation of DNA-templated transcription. The record is from RefSeq and is a predicted model, not a curated record. The coding region runs from base 330 to 2030 and encodes 566 amino acids. Gene Ontology annotation, cellular component: nucleus. Gene Ontology annotation, molecular function: transcription coregulator activity; transcription factor binding. The transcript has 12 exons.